UGGUGAACGGACUUUGCUAGCUAGUUACUUGCCGCAAGCAAGUGCUGAUGUUUACUCUGCAUCCUUUAGCGGUCAGUUUUAAUGUAAUGAUCCACUUUCAGAGAUUAGAAUGAGUUGCUGAGUGUUUGUAAGCUUCUUUUGGACUUUGGAAGAGUGCUUGUGAUUGUUUCGAGGCAGGAAUAAGCCGAGCUGCAUGCCAGUGCUCCAUCAUAAGGACUGCAUUGGCUUCUUGGUCCAAACUGCACGAGAUCUGCUGCUCGUGCACUUCCUACAGUCAUGUUUAUUUCAUAACAAUGGCGGUGAGGAGCAUCCUGUGAACUAAAUGACUGUCAGAAAUAUCGCCUCCAUUUGUAAUAUGGGCACCAAUGCCUCUGCUCUGGAGAAAGACAUUGGUCCAGAGCAGUUCCCCAUUAAUGAACACUACUUUGGAUUGGUCAAUUUCGGGAACACGUGCUACUGUAACUCGGUGUUGCAGGCGCUGUAUUUCUGCAGGCCAUUCAGGGAGAGCGUGCUGGCCUACAAGGCACAACAGAAGAAGAAGGAGAACCUGCUGACCUGCCUGGCUGACCUCUUCCACAGCAUCGCCACCCAGAAGAAGAAGGUGGGAGUCAUCCCUCCCAAGAAGUUCAUCUCUCGUCUGAGAAAAGAAAAUGACCUGUUCGAUAACUACAUGCAGCAGGAUGCUCAUGAGUUCCUUAACUACCUGCUGAACACGGUGGCAGACAUCCUGCAGGAGGAGAAGAAACAGGAGAAACAAAAUGGCCGGCUGAAGAACAACGGAAGCGCCGUCACUGCCGAAUCUGAGACAGAAAACAAGACCGAAUCCACCUGGGUGCAUGACAUCUUCCAGGGUACGCUGACCAAUGAGACGCGCUGCCUCAACUGCGAGACGGUAAGCAGUAAAGACGAGGACUUCCUAGAUUUGUCUGUAGAUGUCGAGCAGAACACUUCAAUAACACAUUGUCUCAGGGACUUCAGUAACACGGAGACGCUGUGCAGUGAGUAUAAGUACUACUGUGAAACCUGCUGCAGCAAGCAAGAGGCCCAGAAACGCAUGCGAGUGAAGAAGUUGCCCAUGAUCUUGGCCCUGCAUCUGAAACGCUUUAAGUACAUGGAGCAGUUGCAGCGCUACACAAAGCUGAGCUAUCGCGUGGUCUUUCCACUCGAGCUACGCCUCUUCAACACAUCCGCCGACGCCAUCAACCUCGACCGCAUGUAUGACCUUGUGGCUGUGGUGGUACACUGUGGCAGUGGGCCAAACAGAGGACACUACAUAACAAUAGUGAAGAGUCAUGGCUUCUGGCUGCUGUUUGAUGAUGACAUUGUGGAGAAAAUUGAUGCACAGGCAAUAGAGGAGUUCUAUGGUUUGACCUCCGACAUCUCUAAGAACUCUGAGUCAGGCUACAUCCUUUUCUAUCAGUCUCGGGAGUGACAGGAUCCGGGGAUGAACAAAGAGCGAACAAAGAGCAAAGGAUGGAAAGUAGGGGACAAAACAAUUGGAAGAAAUGUAGCUCAAUCACUAACACCAUGCAAUCCACACCACAGCCCACUUUCACACACUCGCACUCAGGAGCAAAUUCUGAAAGCUGUGCCAAUAGCACUCUAACCUCAUUUUUGCCAAUACUACAUUUCCCAGAAUGCCCUCUACAUCACCACUGCAUUCUGGAGGGGGGGGCUGUGUGGUGGGGUGGGAGGGAUGCAUCCAAACUGACCCUCGGUCAGUCACCUGCAUAUAGAAGGCACUUUAUGAACAAAAAGCAUCAACGUACAUAAUGACAUACUACAAAAGCAGCAAAAGAACAACAUAUUGAAUGACACCACUCUUGUCAAGAUCUUGAAAGGAAGGAAUCAAACUGAUCUCACCAUCUAGCCAUCGGGAAUCAUCCGCUCCCAGAGCUGAGUCCUCCUUCACUUUUUUUCAACGUUUUAGGGUCCUUCUCUUUGGAGAUCAGUGUGGUUUCCUUGGCACAGAUGUAUGUAUGAACAGGAUGUUUUAAUUUAUACAUUUGUGUAUUAUAUGUGUCUGUUCAGUCCUCCAAUUCUGAUUUCUCACAAAGACGUUCCCGUUGAAUUAUCCAAAUGCAGCCAACAAUGAAUGAAUGUUUGUUACCUCUUUAUCAUAUUGGACAGUUAAGACUUUUGGCUUGCGUUAUCUGCCCAGGUAUGAAAUCAUGGCCUUUUUAUUUUACUAAAGCAAAGUAUCUCUUUAUUUCCACCCAGUUUGCUAUUGGGGUUUAGUUGCAUUCUGUGCAUUCGCUGCAUCGUGGAGCACUAUAGGAAGAACGGGGUAAUUAUUGGGGAAGUUUUCACAUACAGUGUCUGGUAAAUACAUUUUGAUGGACCAAGAUAAAGGUAAAGGUUUUGAGUAUGUUCAUAUUUAAGACAAUUCUCUGGUCUAGUCUGAUAAUUUUCUGGCAUUAAAACCUUCCUGAGAGAAAA
Messenger RNA from Neoarius graeffei (lesser salmon catfish), 2439 nucleotides. RefSeq names its product ubiquitin specific peptidase 46 (gene usp46). Bases 323 to 1432 code for a protein of 369 amino acids. Gene Ontology annotation, cellular component: nucleus; cytosol. NCBI's taxonomy places the organism in Eukaryota, Metazoa, Chordata, Actinopteri, Siluriformes, Ariidae. Gene Ontology annotation, molecular function: cysteine-type deubiquitinase activity; cysteine-type endopeptidase activity. The record is from RefSeq and is a predicted model, not a curated record. Gene Ontology annotation, biological process: protein deubiquitination. The transcript is spliced from 9 exons.